AGAAAAGAAUUAAAAACACGGGGAGCGCUUACACGUUCGCGACUUGAGCUUCCCUCUGCAAGGACACUCGAGGCGCGGGCGGGCUGCUUACGGCCUUGCCACCCACCCCGGCCAGUAGGGGAAACAAUUAAGUCAAUAAAGCAGUAUCUUAAGAUAUUGUUAAACCAGAGUAGGUGGUGGCCUUAAAGAGACAGGCGGAUGUGCCCACUUCAUAUUAAUGUUACGUGAAGGCAGUGUCAAAGCUGUCGUUAGCUUCUCUGCAGCUAAGUGCUAACACGGCACUAAAUCAUCUAGCAUUCCAGUCAAAAGUCGAUUUACACCGGGCUAUUCUGAUUCAAAUUGACCCCGUGUUAGCCAGUGUUCGCAUAACCACACUGGAUUUAUGUAGAGGUGAUGGGAUGUGGCUAAGUGUUAGCCCCGUUAGCAAUUUACUACAUCCAGGCUAAUCGUUCAGCGUAGAGUUCAACGGUCAAGGUUAGCCAACCACCCAGAAAGCGUAGCCUAACAAGGCGUGCUAACAACAAAGAAUGACAGUUGACCAAAAGGUGACUUUUACGGCACAUUGUUCCUCAUUUGGAUACCAUUUGAGUUUCUGUUUUCACUCAAGAAAGUUUCAGUGGGUGGGAGUACAUAAAAUUAUGUAUUUAGAGUGUCUCAACUGAGAGAUUCAGUAUGAGGCAGUGGUAAACACGUCUGCCUACGCAGGGUUCGAAUCUCCAGCCUCUGUGAUGUAGACCGAUGUGAACUCAAUUAUUUUUUUCGUCAUGUUAUUGUGUAUUAUAAUAGUUCAAAUCAAUUACUUAUUUAAAUGCUUUAUGUCCUCCUUCACCAAUUUAUUUGCUUAAUAUUAUUGAGGAUAAAGCGGCAUGGAAAAGGAAUGAAUGAAUGAAUGAAUAUUCAUUAACUUGUACAGUGUUUCUAUUGCACUGGCUAUAAGAGCUGUUGUCCUGUUUCAAUUGUUUUGUGCCUUUUGCCCAAUGAUAAUAAAGGAAUUCUGAUUCUUAUUUUUAGUCUUGCAAAGGAGCCCCUGUCAAAUCCCCUCACAUUACAUUCAUGCAUACAGUGAUCCCUCGUUUUUCGCGAUUAACGGGGACCAGAACCCGUCGCGAGAAGUGGAAAAACCCAUUGUGUGUUCAAUGUAUUUAUUCAGAUUUAGCAUGGGAAGGAGAUACAUAUAAUUAGGGUUUGGCAUGGUUUGAAAUUGAACGGGUCCGAUUCAGAUUCCAAUUUUCGAUUCCGGUUCCGAACGAUUCUCGAUUCUGAUUCUUUUAAGAGGCAGCGUCAAAAAAAUUGCAUAGUUUAUAUUAAGGACUUCUUGAUGAUUUUUUAAAAAUUAUAUGAAUUUCUCAAAUGGCUAUUUUUAAAUUGUAUAUAAAUAUCAGUCUUUGAACCUGAGCAGUUUUUUUCCGCUCGGCGGUCAGGGCAUCGAAACAUGGAAUCGAAAUUUAAAAAUUCGAAAGGUUCUAGGAGCAUUGGAGUGUUAGAACCGGUUCCCAUUGAUGCUCGAUGCCCAACCUUGCAUAUAAGACAUGCUUCUUCACUUUUUCCCCAAAGCAUAAUUUAAAAAAUUAUAUGUAUACAUACAGUGCCCUCCAUAAUUAUUGGCACCCGUGAAAAAGAUGUGUUUUUUAACUUCUAAUAAUUUUUUAAAAUUCAAAAAAUAUGGGACCCUAAUGGAAAAAUGGAGAAAAAUCCAACCUUCAAUACAAGUGUAUUCAUUCAGUGGGGAAAAAAUCCCACAUAAAGAAAAAAAUAUUUGACAUCAAAUAAUCUGUGUCACAAUUAUUAGCACCCCUGGUGUUAAUACUUUGUACAACCCCCUUUUACCAACAAAACAAGGGCUGGCGACUGAGAUGGCCGUGGGAGGAGCUUGAUUUUGUGUCUGGUGAACCAUUUCUGUGUAGAUUUGGCCAUAUGUUUAGGGUCAUUGUCUUGCUGAAAGACCCAGUGGCGACCCAUCUUCAGCUUUCGGGCAGAGGGCAACAAAUUUUGAUUUAAAAUGUCCUGGUAUUUCAAAGCAUUCAUGAUGCCAUGCACCCUAACAAGGUUCCCAGGGCCUUUGGAAGCGAAACAGCCCCACAGCAUCACUGACCCACCCCACCCCCAUCUGACCAAAGCACACGGUCCCAGUUGAAGCCUGAGCGAGUCGACUCAAAUCCGCUCGGAGCUGCCCACUUGAGUUGCCAUAGCAACUGUUAAAUGAUGAUUGACGCAUGCGGCGCUUCAGAAGAUCGUGACACUGACAAGAGCAAACACAACUGUCAAUCAUCGUUAACUUGAACAACUCAGUGCACGUGCACUGCCUCCCUGAUUAACAAAGGGAAGGGAGAGGGAGACUGCACGAUCGGCUCGGGACAGCUCAUCUGUAUUUUUAAUUCUUUUUUAUUGGAAAAAAAUCUGCGAUGGACUGAGGGCGCAAGUUUGAAGCGCGAAGUAGUGAGGGAUCACUGUACACAAAACCAAACGGUUAAUACAACAAUUGUUUUUUAAAUGGUGGACAAAGAAAAACUCUAAUUUACUAGGGUUCUGCGUCUCAAAAUCCUGCAAUCACGGAUAAUGACAGCACUUACAGAGGAGUAAAAGUCCCUGCCCAGACCGGGUGGGUGGGGCGAAUUUGGGCCGUAUGGCAUCAGGGCAAGGUGGGCGGCCCAUGCCAGCCGGGGCGGUUGCGGGCUCGUCGGGUCUGGCUAAACCGCUCUACCUGCAACGUUUGGAGCGUUCCCUGAGGCUGGACAGCUUCUUGCACCAAACGUCUGCCAUUUUCAACCAAGACAUCACCAGUGAUGACAGUGACGACAGUGAUGGCGCUCUGGGCUCCAGCCUCUCCAUUGAACCUUUGACGGUGAAGAGGGAGCCCUCUGACCAAGAGGACGCCUUUGCUGAAAGCAAGCCCCUUAAUGGCGUUCUUCUGCCAGACCAAAAGACAGACAAAGCAAACCUGUACAAUUUCUCUAAAAUGAAGAAGAACCGGAAAUGGUUGAAGAGCUUGUUGUUGAGCGACAACACUACCGACUCAGACACAGACUCGGACGACUCGGACUUCAGUUUGUCACGCGACGAGUUGCACGACAUGCUGAGGUUGCACCGCUACACCAGGCAACAUCAGAGCAAGUUUCACACAGACCGUGAGCUUCAGCAGUAUCAGUUCUACAGCACGGGCCUACUUUCCAGUCAAGACCUCUUCUAUGAGCAACAGCGCCACUUCCUGGGUCCGAAGAAGAAGAAAAUCAAAGAGGAGAAAAAAUUCAAGGCCAAGCUGAAGAAAGUGAAGAAGAAAAAGAAACGUGGCGACGGCGAAUUUUCAGAUGAGGGCAUUCCUUACAUUGCCAAGACCUUUGCCAAGUUCUCCCAGGAUGCACCGGCGCCCAUGAUGAAGAAGAAGCAUCUAAGCGUGGAGCAGCUGAACGCGCGCCGACGCAAGGUGUGGCUCACCAUUGCGAAGAAGGAGAUCCCCAAGUCCUUCAAGCAGAAAACAUCUGCUAAGAACCUGGUGUUGACCAAUGCUAAAAAGUUGGCCCACCAGUGCAUGCGAGAAGUAAGACGCGCAGCCAUCCAGGCGCAAAAAAACUGCAAGGAGACGCUGCCUCGUGCCCGGCGCCUCACCAAGGAGAUGAUGCUCUACUGGAAAAAGUACGACAAGGUGGAGAAAGAGCACAGGAAGCGAGCAGAGAAAGAGGCGCUGGAGCAACGUAAACUGGACGAGGAGAUGAAGGAGGCCAAGCGUCAGCAACGUAAGCUCAACUUCCUCAUCACGCAGACAGAGCUCUACGCUCACUUCAUGAGCGGGAAAGCCUCCGAAGGCUCGCCAGGGGGCGAUGAUGCUCAAGAGGAGAUUCUAAAAAAGCUGGAUGACACCAGCUCACGACGGCAGAUCGACAUCGGGGGCGGCGUGAUGGUCAACGUAGGACAGGAGGACUAUGAUAGUGAAUACUACAAGUCUCAGGCCCUGAGGAACGCACAGGAGGCCUACCAUAUCCAUCAGCAGAGAACGCGUAUGUUCGAUGAAGACUCCCACGACAGUCGCUGCGCGUCCUCCUCUGCGGCCGCCGCUUCAGGAUUUGGCGAAAGCUACAGUCUGUCCAAUCCGUCUAUCCAAGCCGGAGAGGACAUCCCGCAGCCUACAAUCUUCAACGGCAAGCUUAAGGGCUACCAGCUUAAAGGCAUGAACUGGCUAGCCAACCUCUAUGAACAAGGUAUUAAUGGCAUCCUAGCAGAUGAGAUGGGGCUUGGGAAAACUGUCCAGAGUAUCGCCCUGUUGGCCCACCUGGCAGAGAGAGACAACAUCUGGGGUCCCUUUCUCAUCAUCUCUCCCGCAUCCACGCUUAACAAUUGGCAUCAGGAGUUCUCCCGCUUUGUGCCCAAAUUCAAGGUGUUGCCGUAUUGGGGUAACCCUCAUGAUCGCAAAGUUAUUCGUAAAUUCUGGAGUCAGAAGACGCUCUACACUCAAAACGCACCGUUCCACGUGGUGAUCACCAGCUACCAGCUGGUGGUCCAGGAUGUCAAGUACUUCCAGAGGGUCAAGUGGCAAUACAUGGUUCUGGAUGAAGCUCAGGCAUUGAAAAGCAGUACAAGUGUGAGGUGGAAGAUCCUUCUGCAGUUCCAGUGUCGGAACAGGCUGCUCCUCACAGGGACGCCUAUCCAAAACACAAUGGCAGAGCUGUGGGCCCUGCUUCACUUCAUCAUGCCCACAUUGUUCGAUUCUCACGAGGAGUUCAACGAGUGGUUUUCCAAGGACAUCGAGAGUCACGCCGAAAACAAGUCGGCCAUCGAUGAGAACCAACUUUCACGACUGCACAUGAUCCUCAAGCCUUUCAUGCUACGCAGGAUCAAGAAGGAUGUGGAGAACGAGCUCUCAGAUAAGAUCGAGAUCCUGACAUACUGUCAGUUGACGUCUCGGCAGAGGUUGCUUUACCAGGCUCUGAGGAACAAGAUCUCCAUUGAGGACCUGCUGCAGUCUUCCAUGGGCACGGCCCAGCAGUCCCACAGCACCACGUCGUCGCUCAUGAAUUUGGUCAUGCAAUUCAGGAAGGUGUGCAAUCACCCUGACUUGUUCGAGCGCCAGGAGACACGCUCUCCUUUCCACAUGUCCCUCAUGCCAUACGCCUUGUCCAAGUUUCUUUACCGUCAUGGCCUCCUUCAUACUCACAAUCAGGCCAUAAACAAGUCACUGCGAGUGCUGCUGUCUCCCUUUUCCCCAAAUCACAUUCAACAGUCGCUCUUUCACAGGAAAGGUGACGACAAAGGAAACUGUUUUUCCUUCCUGCGCUUCAUUGAUGUGUCGCCGGCCGAGAUGUCCAACCUUAUGCUACAAGGCACUUUAGUCAGGUGGUUAGCCCUUUUUCUGUCCCUGAAGGCGGCGUACCGGCUUCAUUGUCAGCGGCUGUUUUCCCUCCAGGAAGAAGGCGGCGGAGAGGAGCGGGGUACGUCGCGGUCCAGGAGUCUGUCUCGCAAAGACCUCCUUCUGUGGAUACACAGACCUGCCGCUUUCCCCAACACACAAACCAGCCCCGUGCUUCGGAACCUGGUCUUCACGGCCCUCAGACCAGGUAUGGUCGGUCACACUGAUGUGACCAUCCACUGCCGACGCUCUGCCACCUCCCGGCUGUGGCUAUGCCAACCCUCGCUACCGCCUAAGUUUCUGCUCGCAGCCACACCGAGGGUGACGGCUGUUCCCAUGGAGCGCUACUGCGCCGACCGAAGUGCUGAGCACGAGUGGCGGGUGAUGCGCGCUGGAGGUGGAACAGUCUUUAAAGAAUGCUUCCUCUAUGGCACGCCAGACCUGGCAAUUGACUGGCGGCGAAGAGCUGGCGCUUUUUACCCGCAACAGCCCGGUGGCGUGAUGGGUGUUUUCCCUCAGCAUGGCUGGUCAUACAUUCGGAUACCAGAUAAGGAGAGUCUAAUCACGGAAAGUGGCAAACUUCACACCCUGGAUAUCCUGCUGAGUCGACUAAAGGCCCAGGGACACAGAGUCCUCAUCUAUUCCCAGAUGACCCGCAUGAUCGACCUGCUCGAGGAAUACAUGGUAUACCGCAAGCACACUUACAUGCGCCUUGACGGAUCUUCAAAGAUUUCCGAGCGCAGAGACAUGGUGGCAGAUUUCCAAAGUCGGACAGACAUCUUUGUCUUCCUGCUCAGUACCAGAGCCGGUGGACUCGGCAUUAACCUGACUGCCGCAGACACUGUCAUCUUCUACGACAGCGACUGGAACCCUACCGUUGACCAGCAGGCUAUGGACCGGGCCCACCGGCUGGGUCAAACCAAGCAGGUGACCGUGUAUCGACUCAUCUGUCAGGGGAGCAUCGAGGAGCGUAUCCUGCAGCGGGCCAAGGAGAAGAGCGAGAUCCAAAGGGUGGUAAUAUCUGGAGGUAACUUCAAACCUGAUACGCUUAAACCCAAAGAGGUGGUCAGCCUCCUGCUGGAUGAUGACGAGCUGGAGAAGAAACUGCGUCAGAGACAGGAGGAGAAGCGACAGCAGGAGGAGAGCAGCAAGGUGAAGGAGCGCAAAAGGAAGAGGGAGAAAUACGCUGAAAAAAAGAAGACGGAGGAAUCUGAGAGCAAGAAGAGGAAGGAGGCCAACUUAGUAUUAUUGCACGCGCCCUCAGCUGACAAUUCCAACUUGUCGGCGGAUGGGGACGACUCCUUCAUCAGCGUGGAGAUGGACUCCGCCAUGCCCAGCCCGUUUAGCGAGCCUGUGUGUAUGUCUCUGUGUGCUCCUUUCGGCCACCAGAUCUCGCUGAGCAGCGAGCUCCAGCCCGGGUCGCUGCCGCCGGACGCUGACGAGAGCAGCAACGACAUGCUAGUCAUCGUGGACGAGCCGCUGUCCUCUGCGCAGCAGUCGCGCGCCACCAACUCCCCCGCCUCUGUGUCGGGAUCUGUCUCGGACAACAUGAACGGCAUUUCAACAGACACCAUCAGUCCUGGGAGAGGGCGGUCCGGCAGGAGUAGAGGGCGCCCUAAAGGAUCUGGAGGCGGGCCCAAAUCUGGAGGUAAAGGGCGCGGGCGUAAGUCAACGGCGGGAAGCGCGGCAGCAAUGGCGGGGGCAAUGGCUGGUGCGGCGGCAGCCUCUGCAGCAGCGUAUGCCGCGUACGGAUACAGUGUUUCUAAAGCAGGCCUGUCCGUGUCAAACCCCCUGCAGCCUUCCGUGGGUCGUUCUGGCAGCAGCCCUGCCUUUAACCCCGCUAGAGGCUCCUCUCCGCAAACCAAGGGCAUAGGCGCAUCCACAGCUCCAUGCCCAGGCAAGCAGCUGCUUCAUGGCCAACAUAACCUUGUCAGGAAGAGCAAAUGACCACAGCGAUACACUCAUCGGAGUUCUGAGUGCACUCCCACUAUACUACUCAACUGACCUAGUCUCACUGUGAUCCUUGACCACACUCUACCCUGCCGUGCCUAAACCUUCAGCAGUAUAGUAUUUAUUUCAUGCUCAGACACACUGAUUAUGGUCACAAAUCACAAACCUUUCAGGCUUCUCUUUAAUGUGGUCUCCAGAUUACUCUGGAAUCCCAAGGGCUGUCCAAUACACUGAGCCACGCCUUCCUUAUACGUCAGCAACCCUCAUCCUUCCCUUCGGUUAUUUAAUGAGUCCCAUUUGCGGACCACCCUGCAUUUCAAUACUGACUCCUAUAAUUCUGCAGAUUUUUUACUUAAAGCACCUAUUUUUAUAUCCAUCAAGACAAACAGCAGAUCUUCACAAAUUUAGACACUCAAACCAGCAGUUUAAAAAAAAUAUAUUUUAUAGUCUAAUGUUCCAAAAUGAGGGUCUACUGACUAAUGUGAGAUGCUGCUAAUAGAAAACGAAUGAUUUCAAGGCGAAGAGUUAGUAGUUUAUUAAUUAAGUUAUUUUAGUUGAGAGUAGUCAAUUUGCCAUAACUGUGAAUAGGACAUUAAUUUGUAAAACUAUUGUACAUUAUAUCGAUUUCGUUAUAUACUGUAUAUACAUAACUGGAGGGUGCAGCUCAUGUGCUUGAAAAAGAUGGCUCAUUUAUUCUGUUGUGUGAGUGCCCAUCAUAGGGUAGUGUUAAAAAUGUGACAAGUAGUUGAUCCCCUCUAUCCUAUAAAUAUAUAUAUAACUGUACAUAAUGACGAGGGUGAGGUCAUCUCUGCCUCUCUACCAUAUUUGCACGUCUAUUUUUAUAGGUCACGUGUAUAAAUUAAAUGAACAAAUGUGUCUUGUUUUACUAACAAAGUGUUGCGUGGAAAUAAAAGUGCUAAAUCGGUCAUGUGUAUCAUGUGAGAAGGACUAUUACAAUGUUUGUUUAGAAGUGUAACAAGCUGAGGACUGCAAACUAUUAAUAUCAAUGGACACAUAAAAAUAUUUGAAAUAUGUGUGUAAAUAAGCACUUUUUGAGACCUUUAACAUGUUUUUUUGGAUUGUAGAU
Messenger RNA from Corythoichthys intestinalis (scribbled pipefish), 8375 nucleotides. RefSeq names its product INO80 complex ATPase subunit (gene ino80). Gene Ontology annotation, cellular component: nucleus; Ino80 complex. Gene Ontology annotation, biological process: DNA-templated transcription; DNA repair; chromatin remodeling. NCBI's taxonomy places the organism in Eukaryota, Metazoa, Chordata, Actinopteri, Syngnathiformes, Syngnathidae. The record is from RefSeq and is a predicted model, not a curated record. Gene Ontology annotation, molecular function: ATP hydrolysis activity; ATP-dependent chromatin remodeler activity; ATP binding. The transcript is spliced from 36 exons. The coding region runs from base 2624 to 7285 and encodes 1553 amino acids.